This is a messenger RNA of Candida tropicalis MYA-3404, 1347 nucleotides long. RefSeq lists its product as uncharacterized. The transcript has a single exon. NCBI's taxonomy places the organism in Eukaryota, Fungi, Ascomycota, Pichiomycetes, Serinales, Debaryomycetaceae. The record is from RefSeq and is a predicted model, not a curated record. Gene Ontology annotation, cellular component: Cul4A-RING E3 ubiquitin ligase complex; nucleotide-excision repair complex. Bases 1 to 1347 code for a protein of 448 amino acids. Gene Ontology annotation, molecular function: protein binding. Gene Ontology annotation, biological process: proteasome-mediated ubiquitin-dependent protein catabolic process; protein polyubiquitination; transcription-coupled nucleotide-excision repair.
AUGCAAUCAUUACUUCUUGAUCGUAAGUUAGGAAGUAUUACUCCUUUACAGUUUUCAAACAUAAUAACAGAAAGUUAUUAUUCCGAAGUUUAUCAAUUAGCAAAACGAAAUGUAUUUCCUGUGAAUUGUCAUAAGAAUGCUGCUGUGAAUACUUUAUCAUUAGAAACAUCGGAUUACCAAUACUUACUAAGUGGAUGUGGAGAUUCAUCAAUAAAAUUAUGGGAUCUUAAACAACAGGAUAUACUACGAGAAGAAAAUGAAGUCGAUGCUAAUCUACAUCAAGAUCCUUCCUCAUAUGACAAUUUCGAAUAUGAUAAUCCAAUAUCUACAUUUUCCAACAUUGCAACAAUCCCACAAAAAUCACAUCAUAAAUUUGGUAUUUCAUGUAUUCAAUGGUGGCCAUAUGAUACUGGAAUGUUUGCUAGUUCAUCAUUUGAUCAUUCAGUUAAAAUUUGGGAUACAAACGAACUAAUACCUGUACAUUCUUUUAAUUUAAACAAUAGAGUUUAUAACAUUGAUACUUGUGGAGAAAAUGGUUUAAUUGCUACUGCAAAUGAUCAACCAUUUAUUAGAUUAUUAGAUUUACAUUCAACUUCAAGUGCACACACAUUACUGGGUCAUCGAGGUAGAACUUUGGUGGUUAAAUGGCAUCCCAUAAAUCCAAACCUAUUAGCAUCAGGAGGAUUUGAUGGAGAGGUUAAAAUUUGGGAUAUUAGAAGAAGUAAAAGCUGUUUAUGCAAAUUGGAUAUGCUGAGAACUAACAAUGAUGAUUAUACUGGUAAAGCAUCAUCAAGAGCUCAUCUGUCUCCUGUCAAUGGAUUAGUUUGGGAUGAACUGGGAUCGAUUUUAUAUACUGCUGGAAAUGAUGAUAAGAUUAAAGUAUGGGAUAUGGUUAGUUCGUCGAUUCCUCCUAUUAAUAAACUAAUUAAUUUUGGACCAUUGAUUAGAAACAAAUACCCUCAAACUAUUCCACUUUUACUCAAUCCUAAAGGAGAAACAGAGACAGAAUAUUUGUUGUUUCCAUCAGAAAGUGGGGAUAUUUUCAUAUUUAGAACGAUUGAUGGGAAAUUAGAAACGCGUUUAUCACGAAGAGGGAGUAAAAAUUCAGGAAGAACUGUUUCUAUGUGUAAUGCUGGACCAUUCACUGCAAGAUAUUAUUGUGGAACUGUAGAUGGUGAAAUACUUUCGUUUGGUCAUACCUGGGAACAACCAGAUUUGUCGAAACUCAAUAUCGAGGACGAUUUUGAAGAUGAAGAUGGCAUUAAUGAACGGUUGAUAAAACAAUUCCAACUCCAGAAUCAACGUAAGCAGUUUUUAGCUUCAAUAGAUGUAGAGAGAUCUCCAUAA